Messenger RNA from Osmia bicornis bicornis, 10003 nucleotides. It is a transcript of the gene heph, whose product is annotated as polypyrimidine tract-binding protein 2. Bases 1537 to 3252 code for a protein of 571 amino acids. Lineage: Eukaryota; Metazoa; Arthropoda; Insecta; Hymenoptera; Megachilidae. The transcript has 15 exons. Gene Ontology annotation, biological process: mRNA processing; regulation of RNA splicing. Gene Ontology annotation, cellular component: nucleus. The record is from RefSeq and is a predicted model, not a curated record. Gene Ontology annotation, molecular function: mRNA binding.
UAUGUAUAUAUACAUACGAUAUAUAUAUUAUAUAUAUUUACACUUAUAUACAUACGUUUAUAUGUAUACACCCUUCGCACAUAUCCGAUCGUUGGGCCGAGCUAGAUGAUCGAUCUAGAAGGAAACUAGACCAGGCCCUGACGAACGUUUCUUCCCUGUGUGCUCCCUGAAACAAGGGAACGUUCUCUGUCAAUCUUUGUGACAAUCAUUUUCAGCUAGCUCUCUUAGUGUAUUCAGACUAAGUGUCUCUUUUUAAAAGUCGCGUUUUACCAAUCGACUCGAGUCUUGUCGAAAAGAAAGAAACAUUUUAGGAGAAGAUUAAAGAAAAAAUAAAAAGAAAGAUACGACAGAAGCAAAUCACGUACCUACGACGUUUCAAUUAACGUACACGAGCGAGCCGUGCGAAGCCAACGAAGACUUUCGCGCGUCUUCGUCCCUCUUCUUAACCUCUAACCCUGCACUUGACACACAUUUGUACGCGUGUGUGCAGUCAUAAGCGUGUAUCUUUGACCCAUCUCAAGUCAGUCUGUCUUCACCUUUGCACGGUCUACCCUCGUGCACCAUAACUCCCCCCUUCCCCCUCACUGUACGCCCUCUAUUCGCUCACCACUUUGACAAUCAUCACUUUGUAUUACACCGCGUCUUGGGUAACCGCCUGGUCGCACUAUCACUUUAGGCUUAACGCGUUUGACCCGCGUGCGCGCGUCUGGUCUGCGUGUGUACAUACAGUAAGGGAUCUCUUUAGGUGAUAGCCUAGUAAGCGUCGAUAAGCGUCGUGCGUGUCGAAUUCGUAUGUACCUCGUGUAUCCGAUCUAGCUGGUAAGAUAUAAAAAUACUUAGAGGCCAGAAAGAAACUCUCGUCACCCGGGUAUCUCGUUCGGACGACUAAUACCGUGAUCGCACGAUCGUACAUAGAAUAGUCGAUCAGUAAAAGAAACGGGUAGCAUCAUCGGCCUCGCGGUCCAAUCGCCACAACAAUCGGUCAAACUGUGGUGGCCGUCGUUCGAGUUGAGCAGAUCGGGCAAGACGGAAGCUCGCCAUCAGGCGUCAUCCCUGGAACGUGCCUGGGCCGCUCAGGAACGCGCCAGGUUCUUCUGGAGCCUCCAGUCGUUGCCGGCGACUGGCAGCAACCGUGGUUUCUUCGUUCAACCAAGCAAGUCUUGGCUAGCUGAGACGAUCGGCGCCGAAGAGGCACGUUCCUCCAUCACCACGUAUUUUCAUUCGUACCCGUUUGUCCCGGGUGGUGCGGUGUCCCUGCCUCCGCCCCUGCUGAACAGCAUCAACAACGCGGCGGCAGCAGCGAUCACCCCCGGCCUGGUAGGACACCUUUUCGCCGGCCAACAAGCCUGCAACAUCGGCUGCGGCUGCACUUGCACCAAUAUCGCCAAUUGCAACCCGCACCACCAUCAACACCAUCACCAUCAGCAGCAACAGCAUCAUCAUCAUCAGCAGCAGCAGCAACAGCAGCAUCACCAUCACCGGCCCCUCGCUGCUACCACUGUCCUCCUGCAACCGGUCGAGCACAUCAAAGACACCAUGGUGAGUGUCCCGGAAUUCCAGUACGCUCGAGGGACAGGCGCGUCCCUGACGAUGAGGGGUAGCGACGAGCUUUUGUCGCAAAGUGGAGCAGUUAGCAAUGGUGCUGCAAUGAGUCCACAACCACAUCACGCGGCCGACAACAAUAAUGACGCCAAGAAGGUUAAAUUGGACAAGAGCCACAAUGGCAAACCUUCGAGGGUUAUUCACAUCAGAAACAUACCGAACGAGGUGUCAGAGGGUGAAAUCGUCCAUCUUGGUGUACCCUUCGGUCGCGUCACUAAUGUCCUCGUUCUCAAAGGCAAGAAUCAGGCGUUUUUGGAAAUGGCGGAUGAAAAUGCUGCAGCAACGAUGGUGAGCUAUUACGCCUCUUGUAUCGCUCAGCUUCGAGGACGAGCGGUUUACGUGCAGUUCAGCAAUCACCGAGAGCUGAAAACGGAUCAGACACACGCCAACAACGCGAACUCGAACAACCAAGUCGCGCUUCCGGGACAGAACCAGGUGGCACAGACGCAAGCAGAGACCCAGGGUGGUCCCAACACGGUUCUACGAGUCAUCGUCGAACAGAUGGUUUACCCAAUUUCCUUGGACGUGCUCUAUCAGAUAUUCACACGUUUUGGCAAGGUCCUAAAAAUUGUCACCUUCACGAAGAACAGUACUUUCCAGGCACUAAUACAGUACGCGGACAUGCUGUCAGCGCAAACCGCUAAACUCUCAUUGGAGGGACAGAACAUAUACAAUUCGUGUUGCACGUUACGCAUCGAUUACAGCAAGAUGCAGAAUUUGAACGUGAAAUAUAACAACGACAAGUCGAGAGACUACACCAACCCCUCUUUGCCGACCGGUGACGCAAAUUUGGACGCGGCAUCCCUUGCUCUUGGGGGUGAGCUUCUUCCACAGUUGUUGAUGGGCGCUGGUUCGCAACCUCGAGCUAGAAUACCCGUAGAGUCCAUUGCAGGGGCACCGGGUGUGCUGCCCACGCCCUUCGCGGCCAUGCACGGUCUACCUUCACCUUUGGCGGGCCCUUACAACGGGGUACCACCAGCAGGAGGUUUGGCCGGACUCGGUGGUUUCCCUUUGGGUGCUGCUGGCCUCGGGGUGCGUGUACCCACCAACGCGCAGACAUCGGCGGUGUUACUCGUCAGUAACCUAAACGAAGAGAUGGUCACGCCUGACGCUCUCUUUACCCUGUUUGGCGUUUACGGGGAUGUACAGCGUGUGAAGAUUCUCUACAACAAGAAGGACUCGGCACUGAUUCAGAUGGCCGAACCUCAUCAAGCACACCUAGCAUUGACACACAUGGACAAAUUGAGAGUAUUCGGAAAGCAGAUCAAGGUGAUGCUGAGCAAACAUCAGACGGUCCAGUUGCCGAAAGAAGGUCAACCUGAUGCUGGUUUGACGAAGGAUUACACCAAUAGCCCUCUUCAUCGAUUCAAGAAACCAGGCUCAAAGAAUUAUCAGAAUAUAUAUCCACCGAGUUCUACCUUGCACUUGUCGAAUAUUCCAACUACCGUAACCGAGGAGGAAAUUAGAGAUGCGUUUACUAAGAAUGGCUUCACCGUGAAGGCUUUCAAGUUCUUCCCAAAGGAUAGAAAAAUGGCCCUCAUACAAAUGCCUAGUAUGGACGAUGCUGUCGCUGCUUUGAUCAAAAUGCACAAUUACCAGCUGAGCGAGUCCAACCAUCUGAGAGUGUCAUUCUCCAAGAGCAACAUCUAACAAGAGUCACAAUCAAACGACCGGCAGUGGUACCACCAGCCCUACGCCCUAGUCCCCUUUUGGUCGCCCGGCUCAGUGUACGACUGAUGAUCCUACGUAUGGGUGCCGUCAGUCGUUGGUCUGUACCAAUGAUUGUCCACCCUAUGGAUCGACCACUUGGCUCGAGAACGAAGGAAAAUGACCAUUUCCUACGAUCAAGAAGCAUACAUGAAUCCAGGUUCCUGUCCUCGAGUUUAAACCUCGGGCGGCACGAACUGUGCUGUGCUGUGCUGCUCCCUUUGUGUUGGGUGCAGAUCACCGUAUUCAAUUUCUAUUUCUUCGCUUACUCGACAGACCGUCUAGGUUCCACAUACAUACACACAGUAUUCAGGGUCACAAAUAACAGACACACGAGCGAACGAAAGAGAAAAAGAAUAUUUACUUAGGGCUGACAGGAACAGCGGACACCCAGAGGGUCGACGAAAGCGUAUGGGCGUCGCACCACCCGCUGCUUUCGAGACACACACACUGGUGCUGGCUUCUUUCGAUCAGAGACACAACGGAUAGCCAGAGAGAAAGAGAGAGGAGAGACUAUUUUACAGGCGUGUGUGACGUGUCUCCCUUUGUUAAGAGGUGAUAGAGAGGGGCAAGGAGUAUUUCGAAGGGAGAGACUAGGUUAAAUGGGUACGAAGAGGCGCUCUUGUACAGAGUUAAUCUUUAAAAGUUAAGGUAUAUUAUAUAUAUAUAUAUAUAUAUAUAUACAUACAAAUAUAUAUUAUAUAUUUUACGAGCGUGACGCUAGCCGGGCGCAGCGGAAUGACGAGCCGCGCGUAAUCAUACACCCGGCGACCAUAUACACACAGACAUACAGACACACACACUCUCGCGUGAGAGUGACGCGUUAAAUGAAAUGAUUUUUAAAUGAUAUCCGCGGGACCGCGCAGUCAGUCCCCCUAUCAGGUCGAUCUUUCCCGGAUUCGCACACGCGCGUGCGUGUCCGCUAGCUUAAGACGGUCGACGUCGCAACACUGUGUCGAGAACACGAGCGAGGAUGAAAGUAGCGCGCGUACCUGGUACCCGGUCAGCGCGUUCUGUCGUCUUCGAGGCUGGCUGGUACCAAGAUUAGUCGUUUAAGGCUAAUGUCACGGGACCCUUUGCAGCUUUCCGCGAGGUGCUACUCGCGCCCUUUCCCUGACGACCCAAGCCACCUAUCCAGGCCAAAUGAGACAGCCCCCCGAGAGGAUAGUUCAGGGUCAGAUGGGAAAGGGCUGUGGACGAUUUUCGAAGUAUCAUCCGCCACGUGUCACAGACGAUCUUCUUGCAUGAUUCUCUGAUUUUUUUUUUCUAUUUUUUUUUUUUUUUUUCUUUUUUCUAUAUGCGUACCUUCAGUAUUCCCAAUGCCGUGGAUCGAGACUGAUCAAGCCUGGCUUCGCGUUGAUUGCUCGACUGGCCACGUGGCGGAGCUGCGCACUGUCGUAGUCGUCGUUGCAGGUGGUAUUUUUAUAAUUUGUAUGUUCGACGAUAAGUAUUAAUCACACUGACAGGACACUACGUGACGAACACGCUAUACUAAUCACACACACACACAUAUAUACACAUAACACGUAUACACGCAGAGACAUUCAGACGCAGGUUUCUUAGCUGAUAGGUGCUUAGGAUUGUGUAGAGUCUUAAUCGUAUAAGUAAGGACGAGCAAGUAAAAUGGCCAAAGUAUCAUUUGGCAUGAAGGACCGUUGAACAUAUCGCUAAUUAGAUUGAUGAAUACGAGGCGUAUCGCGAGUUUGUACGCACGCGUUCAGGAUGCUGUGACUAAAUUCGGGGCGAUUCUGGAGCGCCUGGGACGAGACAAGUUCUUCAGGCUCGUUCAGGUCCGGCUGACGAUUAGUUCCUGAUCUCCGAGCAUUCCUUUCGACAGGCAACAAAAAGAAUAAUUAAAAGAAAAAAAAAAAAAACGUAAAAGCGCGCCCCGUAGGCGACGUAGAACGAACCGAUCAGAAGGAGAGAAUCUUCGGUGUGCGGGUCUGUUGUGUUACAGAGAGCGUUCGUUGCAGCGCUGGUGUCGUGUGUAAUGUUCUAAGAUAUUAAAAGAAAAAAGAAAAAAAUAUACACUAAUGAUACACACCUAGUAGCCUAAAUAGUCCGCAAGAGCGUUAAAAUAUAUUCUCUAGAGGUAUUCACAAUGGAGGGGCCCAUUUUGUUGAGACAAAGCCGAACGACGAUGAGUAUUCCGGCGUGGAUAGGAUCAGAGAUUGUGUCCUCGUGUCGAUAAACGUAGAUUUAUCAGUAGUGUCGUAGAGUCGUGAUAAAAAGUGUACGGUGCUACCAUGGGAACGUUGCGACGAUGCUGGUCCAGAAUCUCUACCCCACCUAACCUGUGUGAUCGUCACAGAGGUGUCCAGUGUCGUCGCGACCCUCCUACAUGGGACACCGUCGAUUUUUGUCUAACCGACGUUCUGUUGGAGUCAAUUAAAUCUUAUUAAUAUACGUAUCGAUCGUAGAGAGACGUAGAACGCAAGGAGAACAAUGUUUUUCGCGUAUGAAGUGGACGUGUUGACUGGGCUGAGUAUGUGAGAUGGGAGAGCCUGUUGCGUGACCUGUCUGUCAGAGCGUGUGCGUGUAUAUGACGAUGAGGUAUGAUGGAAAAAACGAGAAAAUUACAAAAAAACGUAUAUAUAUAUAAUACAUAUAUAUAUAUAUGUAUAAAAGCGAGUGCCGGCCCGGGCAGUGUUGUUUGUGCCAAAGUAGGCUAGCCGUUAACUCUAGGGAUGGGAUGUGUCGAGUUAGAAAGCGAACUGAGAUGUUACUUGCUAUCGUUCGAACAUCGAUCAUCAACUCCAAACGAUCUUUAGGUACACUCGUAUGAAACUGGGCUUUUUUUUCAUUAAAAGAAACAGUGAAAGAAGGAGUGUACCUCCAUUCAACACCUACGGCAACUGAUGUUAGGUCCCUCUCCCUACGUUUAUCUUUAAUGAAAAGAAGUCUAUGUUGCACUCGAGUGUACGCUAGAUUCUGGUUGAUCUUGCUAGAUUGAUGGCGGUUUGGAGGUGUUUGAUGUGGGGUUCGUUGGAACAGCAAGGUUCGACCAAAAUCAAGUAGAGACGUAGCGAGUAGCCGGCAUGAGCGAAGGGGCCAGUCUUUGCAUCUAUGAUCUGUCUUUCGAAUCUCCCAUGUAAUUUACAUUGUUUCAUCCGACGACUGCAUUUAUAGAUUCUACGAUGCGACGCUGGUGUUGGUUGCGCGUAGAGAACACACACUGGCUGUACACACGAACACACGGGUUUUUGGUUUCUUUGCUUUCUUGUGGCUUCCUCGGAACGGGCUUGGUGGUUCCGGUGUUCAAUUCGAUUUUGACACACCAGAGGGCGUGUUCUCGUUCUAAAAUGAAAUUUUAUUCAUUUCUUAUGUCGAGGGGAUACAUUGUUCCUACACUGAUCAGUGAAUUGUUAGCAAACAAGAUUCUUCAAACUUUUCCAAACCUAACCUAAUCUGGUGAAACCUAACCUAAUCUGGUGAAACCUAACCUAAUCUGGUGAAACCCAACCUAAUCUGGAAACUGCCAGAACGAGUUCCAUGGUCCCUUCUACGUCAAUUUCGCCAUUUCGUUGCCUGCGUCCAGCGGACUUCCGUCUUCGACUUUGAAUCCUAUGUUCUUCAAGUAUUAUAUUAUCAGAAACAGGCUCUUUCAAUCGUCUCGCGUCUGGUUCGAGUCGCGAGCGCACAAAACAGUUGUCCGCGUCGAUUACUUGAUUAAAGGAAGCGACAAAGGACCACUCGCACAAUAGUAUUUCCGGCACAAUGUCUUGCAAGCGUACCUGAAAAGCCUGUAAACGUCGAUCGAGCGAUGGACAGUUUGAACCAGCUGUUUCCAUCGUUGAUCCUCGCGAUUCUACGUUGAUUUUAACUUUUCUUUUUUUUAAGAAUUUCCGGACACAUUCCCGUUCACAAACACACUCACACAUUCACGUACAUAAAACAGAAGGAAUCGUAGGGAUUUCAAACUUGUUCAGCUAUGAAUCUGCUUGCACCAACUGUCGUUGAUUCUUCUGGACUUAAACAAGCGAUGACAAUGAUUUCUUCAAUUCCUUUCCUGCUUGAUUUCGAGGGGAGAGACCUCCGUCAAACCAAGAAAGGGAAACUGUGAAUUUCCAUUUGAGGGACAGUAGUAAAGCUUUAAGAGACAAAACAAUCAAUUUGGUAAGUUACUUGUCUAUGGGUUGUAGACGUCUACAGGGUGUCCAGAGUGAGUCGCACAAUCUCAUUUCCUCCACUUUUGUGUUCUUCAGAAUUUUUUUUUCCUUUUAAAUAUUCAACCCUAACAAAGUUUGAAUCAUAUCCUAAUAAAGGGUAUGUUAAUUUUCAUUUUAGAAUCUUCUUUUGAAGUGGUUUGAAAUGGUUUGAAAUAGUGGUUUUACAUCGGUGAAGAUCCAGAGACACCCUGUAGAGGUUUUAGAUCGAGUAUAUCACUAGCUGGGUUGAGGGGGGCCGAUGUGAGGGUUGGGAUAGCCAGCACUCGCUACAUGGUGUCGCAGAUAUUCAGGCUCCGAAAUUUCUCCAGACCAAUGAAAAAGCUCCUUGCGAAAUUCUAGAAAAUGUAUCGUUCUAAUAUAUUGUAUACAGAUAUUCGAUGCGAAUUCCUCAUAUAGACGACGUAUUUUUAUAUGUGAUAGAGACAGAAGGAAAGAACGAGUGACCAAUGAUGAGAUUGUAUCGAUCGAUAUCGAUUGAUGAGAGUUUGAAGAUGUUUGAAAUGAUCCCGGUUCAUACACCGUGGAUUCUCCUUCCAUUUUUCUCUUUUUCUUUUUUACAUAGUGGAGGCGAUUGAACGUUGGAAUUGAGGGUUUGAGGUGAAUGUUGGGAUUAAUUUCUCAGUCUUUCAAUGUCAGUAUUAAAUAUUUCUUGAUAUUAUUAUUGGAUUACAAGAUGAAUUUAAUUACAGAGAAUGGUAAUAAGAAUUUAUCAAGUUGGAAAAGUACCAUCAAACACCAUCAAACCUCAAGCAACAACGAUCAGACUCCCCAAGGAUAAACGUUAAAUUUCAUAUAAAAUUAAUCUUCAUAAGGUAAAUCAAAAUUCGAUGAAAGAAAAUAAAAAAUAGCAACAAACCUGUUCGGACCAAGGAAAUUCGGGGUCUGGUUCGAGCCACGCAGUAGACGAAGCUUAGCCUACAGAGGUUAAUUAGGAAUUAUAAUUAAACAAGAGUCAUGUAUGUGCACACUUAAAGAAACAUUCACUGAAACAACCUCGUACACACACAUACACACGUAAACACACUAUGUAUAUCUCGUAUAUAUUUGAUAUGUCGCAUUGUAACACAGAUGUGUCCAAAAGUGAGCAGCGGCUGCAUCCCAAUAAUAUCUAUAUUUUAUUAAUAAUUAAUAAGUCUAGGAUUAUCGUCGUUACGGUUCACUCGAUGAGCCACAAAAGAUUAAUCUAUAUUACAAGUUUAUUGUACAUUCGGUACUAGGGACACGAUGAUGAGCUAAAACAGAGGUGUGAAAGCGUUUGAAAGGGGACGAGUGAAUGGUGGAAUAGUGAUAUAAUAUAUAUCAUGGGAUCUCGUUCAUCGUGUACGGUGUGUUUGCCUAAUCGGGGCCUUAGGCGUCGUUCAAAAACCAUGAUUAAACUGGACCAGCGCUUAAUCGUCGAUUCUCGUCGCCCCCGGGAGCUAAUUAAUUAAUUAAUUAAAAAUACAAAUAGGGAACGAACGAUUUCGACGCUGUUCGAUCAAACUUUUUUCCUCCCUGUUAGAUAUUAUGGAGAAUUUAUGGGAGUGAUAUACAGGAUGAAGUAAAUUUGGAAAAUAGAUGGUUAAAAUUUGGCAAUUUUUUAAUAAUAAUUUACCAUUAUUGCUAUAUUAUAUAGUAAUAAUAAAAAUAAAAAAGAAUAUAAUUACCCAGAUUAAAUAUUUUUACAAUUAGAAUUACUCUAUAAAAAUGAUCCAUUUUUAUUCCCCCUCCUCCUUCAAAUGAGAGCUUGGACGCCUGACAAAUUUUCCACCCCUACUAUAACGUGAAUCUACUGUAGACCCACUUUUUUUUUUCAAAAAUUUGACUGUCUAUUUUCCUAUCAUCCUGUAUAAAUAUUUGGCAAAGAGAUAGGGAAAAGGAGAGGUAUACCUUUAACUCGCGACCACCAUGGAGCAACCACCCAUGGUUUGUUGAAUGUUUACCAAUUUUCUUUUCCUUUUUAAGUGGACAUAUCAGCGAUCAUCGUGUCUAAGACUGUUUGUCUGGUUGGAAAGUAUGUACCUUCGUCGUUUCCAUUUUGUUUUUCCAUUCUUUUAAUGGUGUGCCUCAAUAGAUUGAGCGAUCACGCGAGUUAUCUUGCCCGCUUCCCAUGGGAACCACGUGUUCAGACCAUGGGGUAGAGUUGGUAUAAUAGCGUCGAUACAUUGCCAAAAACAAAACAAAAAACAAAAUGAAGGUUUUUAGGAGGGGAAACGAGAACGAGCCUAAUCAGUGCCGACGACCCCAGACAAAAUAUCAAGAUUAUUGGAGAUAAAGAUCGAAAUUCGAUCUUAUGAGACUUUAAGUGAGCGUGUUAAGUCGAGAUAUAAGAGAUUAUCUAAGGAAUAGCUGUUAAGUGGAGGACACAGAAAAAAAUAACAAGAUUUAGUGAAAUGAUUAUAAACAAAUGAGACACACACGUACGUGGUUUAUAGUGAAAGUAAUGGAACUAAUUUUAAUUCAAGAUUUUGAUAAAUUUGAUUUUUUGAAAUUUGUGAAUUUUAGAUUAUUUAUAUUAAAAAUUUGUAAUAUAAAUUUUAUGUCCA